This is a messenger RNA of Conger conger (European conger), 5290 nucleotides long. It is a transcript of the gene rnf111, whose product is annotated as ring finger protein 111. The transcript is spliced from 14 exons. Gene Ontology annotation, biological process: ubiquitin-dependent protein catabolic process. Bases 781 to 3819 code for a protein of 1012 amino acids. Lineage: Eukaryota; Metazoa; Chordata; Actinopteri; Anguilliformes; Congridae. Gene Ontology annotation, molecular function: ubiquitin protein ligase activity. The record is from RefSeq and is a predicted model, not a curated record.
AAAAGCUGCUUCACCGACGAGACGUAUGCUCCAUACUGUUCGUUAAAAGCGCCACUCUUUCAUUGAAGUAACCUAUGACGUUUCAUAGCCGGAACUCUUCAUAUUGUUAUAUUAUGCGUAAAACCGGAACUUAGUCUACACCAGGAGGACUACAUAGAAUGUAUUCUCUUAAGUGGUGAGCGGUGUGCGAGGCUCUGGGGAUUUUCGGAAAACAGAUCAGUCGAGAGAGAGAGAGAGAAAUCUGCCUGGAUAAACAACAGCAGACGCCGCGAUGAGGCAGGAAUGGGGACUUCACCACGGGCCCAAAUGACAAACGGACAGGAAUUUCUGCUUUAGCCAUUUGAAAAACAGAUGAAGACUCACUUCUGAGAAUAAUUAUUAAGCUGUUUAGUUCGCGACAGAAAAGGAAAAAUACGACAUAAUCAUUUUUACAAGGUUAGCGAGCAAGCCAGCCAACUCGCUGCCGUCUGCGACUCUUCCUCCAUCCACUGUUAGGUUUUGCUAGCUCUAGCUAGCAAGCUAGCAUCGGGCCUUUGGUUUUGUGUUGUCAGUUUCACAACCCGGCUGUUGACGUUGUAGCUAGUAUCACUUAGCGCCCCCCUUUUCAGUUAAUUCGCCUACUUGGUCUGCUAACAAAGGAUUUUAAUUGAAAACGGAGGAACAUAAGAAUACUGUCGUGUCAGGUCUUGCUUUUCGGACGGACGGCGGGUUGUGGGGCCGAUGGACCCCUAGGAGCCAGGACAGCCGUCCCGAGUGCAGCUUCGCGGAGGGGCAGCCAGGAUGAAGAGCGAGGUGCCCUCUAACGCCCCGCACAGACACGAGCACCUGAAGGGGGCGCUGGCCAGCCCAGAGCCCAUGGAAGCCGCCAAGAGCUUUGCGGCCGGCGUGGACGUGAUGGGGAAGGUGGGCAGCGAGUUCGUGCCCCUCUGCGCCGAGCCCCGCCACCGGCCCCUGAGGGAGCCGGGCCCCGGGGCCCGCAGGGACGCGGACAGGGGCCACCCCGGGCGCAAGAAGCGCAAGAGCCAGCAGGCGGGGCCCUCGGCGCGAGCGCUGAAAGAGGGCCGGGUCAGCGGGGGGCCCCUGGCCCCCUCGCGCCACAGGGCCGGGCUCCUGGAGGAGCCCAGCGAGGAGGAGCAGCGGCUGGACUCCUCGCUCAGCGACUGCGUCUCCUCGCCCUCCUCCAGCCUGCACUUCGGAGACUCGGACACGCUCAGCUCCGAGGACGGGGGCGGGGCGGCGGCGGGGGCGGAGCUCCAGCGCAGGGCGGGGUCCACGGGGGACGGGGGCGGGGCCGGGGCGGGGCCGCGGCCGGUUCUGGCCCGGACUCCGGUGGGCCGGGUGCACAGGUGGGCGCGGCCGGAGGCGGAGGCGGUGCUGCUGAAGCGGCCCUGCCUGGCGGGCCGCCGGCCCCUGCACAGGAAGCGCUCGGUGAAGGCGGUGGCGGGGGCGGGGGCCGCGGGGGCCCCGGGCGUGCAGCGGACUCAGAAACAGAAGGAGCGGCUGCAGCUGCAGCGCAGGAAGCGCGAGGUCAUCGCCCGCAGGAAGUACGCCCUCCUCCACAGCACCAGCAGCUCCAGCGAGGAGCUGAGCACCGACUCCUCCUCCCCGUCCUCCAGCGAGGGAGACGACGAGCUGUACGUGGACAUCAGCAGCAGCAGCAGCCAGCCCGGCAGCGCCGCUGUGAGCACAGGUGCCCUGGAUGAAGACGUGGUGGUGAUCGAGGCCACGCCCGCUCCCUCCCUCCCAGCCAAUGAGGAGAUCAACGUCACCUCCACCGACAGUGAGGUGGAGAUCGUCACCGUGGGCGACGCCUUCAGGCCUCGCUCCGGGGGGGCCCACAACAGGAUGCACUGGGGCCCCAGCUGCUCUCAGAACCGAUCCCAGGACCAGCGCGGCCGACACCGGAUCUCCACCGUCAUCCAGCCGCUCCGCCAGAGCGGGGCCGAGGUGGUGGACCUGACCAUGGACGAGGACGAUCUUUCCGUAGUGCCAACCACCUCUGACAGGACCCGCCCCCAGCCUGUUAGCUCCUCCUCUUCCUCCUCGUCCAAUAAUGCCUCUACCUCAGAGCCCCCCUGUGUGGGCCCCGGCCCCCGCGCCAGCGGCCCCGCCCCAGUCCCAGACAGCACUGUGGGAGUGCAGGCACCCAGCAGCACAGCCGGCUCAGCCGCUGGGGAUGAUGCAAGAAGAGGCACUUUGGGGCCCUCAGGGGAAAGCGGGGGCACAGCCAUGCCCCGCCUCCCCUCCUGCUGCCCCCAGCACUCCCCCUGCGCCGGCCCCUCCCCGGGGCACCUGCCCCUCGGCCACGCCCACUCCAGCUGCAUGCAGGCCCCGCCUCCUCAGCAGGCCCUGCCCCAGCACGGCCACGCCCACCACUUCCACCACCACCAUCACCACCCGCCCCCUCCCCCGCCCCCCCUCUCCUUCCCCGAAACCAGCUGCCCCCUGGAGCGACCCACUGCGGUGCCACCGCCCUGCGGAGGAGUCAGCAGUACAAGCAACCAGUACCACGACCAGACCCUGCCUGUGGAUCUCAGCAGUAACGCGGUGCGCAGCGGGGGGAGCGGCGGGUUCCACGGGACGUCGGCCUUUGACCCCUGCUGCCCCGGGUCAUCGUCCCGCCCCCCCACCUACGGCUCGCAGGCCGGCCCGGGCCCCAGCCAGCCCGUGGACACCUACAGCUCUGCCAUGGCCACCCCGCCCCAACCACAGCCCCAACUGUCCUCCUGCAGGCAUUACAUGCACCCCACCUAUGGACCCCUGGCCCGCUCUCUCCACCACCAAAGCUCCUCCUCCUGCCCCCAUUCCCACGGCAACCCCCCGCCCCCGCCCCAGCCCCCCCCUCCGUCAGACUACGUCAUCCCGCACCCUGUCCACCACGCCUUCCACGCCCCCCCGGCACCGCCCCCCGCCCUGCCCGCCCACGCCCUGCCCGCCCACCACCUGCCCGGCGCGGCCCCGCCCCUGCCCCAGCACCUGCCCCCGGAGCACCAGGCCCUGUCCCACCACCUGCCCCCGGAGCACCAGGCCCUGUCCCACCACCUGCCCCCACUGGCCCCGGCCGUGCAGAGGCUGCACCAACACGAGAUGCUGCAGAGGAUGGAGGUGCAGCGGAGGAGGAUGAUGCAGCACCCUGCUCGAGCGCACGAGAGGCCCCCACCCCACCCUCACAGGAUGCACCCCAACUACGGUCACGGUCACCACAUCCACGUGCCACAGACCAUGUCCUCUCACCCCCGCCAGCCUGACCAGAGGACGACCUGGGAGUUGGGGAUCGAUGCUGGGGUGGCUGUAGCUCCGUAUCCGUCAGGACACCUGCACCCCCACCUGCCCCACUAUCACCCCCCUCCCAGACUGCACCACUUCCCCAUCACCUUCAUGCACACUGGCAUUUCCGAAGUGACCUACCCCCACAUCCGGUAUAUCUCGUCAAGAAUGACUGGUUUUGGAAGAACUUAUGAAGAUCUGCUGCAUUUGGAGGAGAGGUUGGGGACAGUGAACCGCGGUGCCUCUCAGGGAACUAUAGAGAGAUGCACUUACCCACACAAGUACAGGAAGAGUGUAGGAACUGCAACUCUAUUGUUUUUGACUGGACAGAGAAAGCUGCACGGCAAGCAGGAGGAGGACGAGGGUCCCGGGGAGGACACGGAGGAGAAGUGCACCAUCUGUCUGUCCAUCUUAGAGGAGGGAGAGGACGUCAGACGCCUUCCCUGCAUGCAUCUCUUCCACCAGCUGUGUGUGGACCAGUGGCUCCUCACCAAUAAGAAAUGCCCCAUCUGCAGAGUGGACAUCGAGGCCCAGCUGUCCCCCGAGAGUUGAUGACGUUUUCUCGGGCUCCUCUCAUUUUAUUUUCCUUUGUCGGUUGGUUUUGUUUUGUUUUGUUUUUUUUCUCCCUUCAGUACUUCAGUCAACCAAAGAUGGCACGACUCACCUGCGCAGAUUUAAAAUGAGAAACAAAAGACAAAACGCCGUUCCACCCAAGAGAGCUCGCUGCCUCCGUGCCAGUACUGCUAGAGGCGGCAUAAUCGGAAAAGAGUUUAGUUUUUUAAAUAUAAUUGUAUUUAUAAAGCUCUUUAUUUGAAUUUUUAGUUGUUUUCUUUGGUGUCGUUUUAUUUUGUAUUUUUUUUUGUUUUGCAUGAUUCCUUUUUAUGCGUUUCUUUGCACACAUAAGAAAUGGGGCUUCGUGUGGCCUACCAACUUGCAGGCAAGGGUCACCGCUCUGGUAAAGAGAAGCGUUUUUAAACAUACACAACAAUGCCCUGCUUUACUGGAGUGGACUGUCAACUUCCUUUUUCUUUUUUUCUUUUUUAAACAUCGCAGGAUUCAUUUAAGCAACCAUUGUAUCGAUUAGUUUAUGUACAGAUAAUGUGAUCACCUAGAUAAAAUGAAGAUUAAAAAAUAUAUAUUAAUCAAGACAUUCCUUAAUUGGGGGAAAAAGGUUUUAAAACGGACAGAGCUGCUUUGUCGGUCGUUGUGCAUCGUCGAGCUGUGUCCACCGACCGGGAACGGACUGAAAUAUGCAUCACCGCGGAUUAUGCACACCCCCGGGUUCACCCUGCGUCUUGAGUUCAGUACUUCACCUAAUGUAUUUGGGAAGAGAAUAAUGAAUGUCAGUUGUGUGUGUUUGUUCUUUUUCGUUGUUGAUUAUUGGAUUGAGAGUGGGGUUUUCGUAUAGGACAGGCAUCGCUGUCUGAAUCAGGAGGGCCUCUUCCGGGGGGCCCUGUGGAGUGGUCUGGGGCCUGCCUCCCCCACCGGUCUCGUGUCCAUCUGAAAUCUGUGAACAUUUUGACUGGAAGCUGCGUGCGACCUGCUUUUUUUGUUGUUGCUUUUUUCCGUUUAACAUUUUUUUCCUCUGCGUGUACUUUCUGUCGAGACUACUCAGAGGAAAAAAAGACCCAAGAUGGAUCCACCUGACUGUUGGGGGGGGGGUCGUCAGCUAACUUCUGCAAAGAUCACUGUCACUUCAUCUCUCCUCUUCCUCUCUGUACCCGCGCAGUGAGUGUACGUUCUGCGCUGAAGUACUUAACACUAAUAUUACUCUCAACUAGCUAACUUGCAUAUACUUGCACAUCCAAAGGCGAGAGAUGGCACGAGACAGAGUCCUGUGAAUAUGAACGCGUGUUUCUGCUCUGGGUUUGAAUAAAAAAAAAAUAACGGUCAUUUUGAACGGAGUGUUGGUAUGCAGUACUUAUGGCAGGAAUCCAUGCAUUCAUAGACUUAAUGCCCCCCGGAUGCUUUUCCAAGGGCUUUCUAUUAGUUUCAAAGAUAUUAAUAAAGUUAGGUAACUCUU